Molecule: messenger RNA, 2519 nt
Organism: Neurospora tetraspora
Lineage: Eukaryota; Fungi; Ascomycota; Sordariomycetes; Sordariales; Sordariaceae
Product: major facilitator superfamily domain-containing protein
Exons: 4
Coding region: 294-2393 (699 amino acids)
Biological process (GO): transmembrane transport
Cellular component (GO): plasma membrane
Molecular function (GO): transmembrane transporter activity
Source: RefSeq, a predicted model, not a curated record
CCAUCAAGGUCGAUACCCAGAUCAGGAAAGCGCGACCUAGGCUCACUCGUGAAGCAUGAGUGAGUUUUUAGCAAACGAAACUCGCUCGAGGAAGCCGCGUCGAGCAAACUCCUGUCAUCCGACCUCAACUGAAACAACCUCAACGCAGACUUAUCGUUUACGGCUCUUUUGGACAAAAGAAGCGAUUCAAGUUACCUACUUAUGAUCUCCAUCACUAUCUUACCUAUUAUCGAUCUUAUUCACCGUCCCAUCAUCCGAUUCCUAUGUGAAUCAACUCGAACUCACCACCCGCUAUGGAGGGACCGAAAACCGAGGAUGUCUUCCUGGAGGCGUUAGGAAAUAAAGCCUCCCCCUCCGAACUCACCCACCAACCUCUUCCUCUUUCAACCUCACUCACCUUUGACGGCGAAGCCAGCAGCCCAGCUUUGGGGACUACAAUACUAUCCAGGCAAAGAAGCCAGAAUCGUGGAGGAACCGCAAGGAAGCACCACGCUCGACGACCAUCACGCUCAGUAUCCUUUGACCCCAUGACACCAACUUACGACGACGAAAACCCAUACUUCCGGGCUGGACCAUCAAGGGACCCAUUUCCGCCCCUGAAUUCUUCGACAUCGUCACUUGGCCGCAGGAACUCCAGCCCCAGACUCCAAGUUACGCCGGUUGGAGACCAAAGGUAUCCGAUGACGGAAAGCAUCAAGGCCAGACUCUCCGCAAGCCAACAUGGCUCCGAGGAUGUGCAACGCCAAGUAGCGGAUAGCACGCGGCGCACGUUUGAGCCCAUGACACUCGAUGAGAACCCGCCCGUAAACGGCGAGAGAGAGCCAACCAUAGAGUAUGUCACAGGCUUGCGUCUUGUCUUGCUCAUGGCGGGCCUUAUGCUCGGCAUGCUGCUUUUAUCGAUUGACCGUACUAUUAUAUCGACGGCCACGCCAUAUAUCACAAAGCAAUUUCAUUCAACAUCAGAUAUAGGCUGGUAUGGUUCGGCAUACAUGCUCACAUCAUGUGCUUUUCAGCCGGUCUUUGGACGCAUUUUCAUGCUGUAUUCGGUCAAAUGGUCAUACCUCACAGCCAUGAUUUUGUUCGAACUUGGCUCCCUCCUCUGCGGACUGGCGCCAGACUCCACAACCCUGAUUGUUGGGCGGGCCAUUGCGGGUUUCGGCAGCGCUGGUAUUCUCAUCGGCAGCUUCAUUAUUGUGACUAUGGCUGUUCCGCUGCAGAAGCGUCCCGUCUUCACGGCUGUGGUCGGUUUGAUGUUUGGUGUCGGGGCUUCGGUUGGUCCUCUCCUAGGUGGUGUCUUCACGGACCUUGUGACGUGGAGAUGGUGCUUCUAUAUCAACCUACCGCUUGGCGGCGUAACCAUCAUCUGCUUGAUUCUGUUCUUCAACCCCAAGAAAGGCAAUCGCAACACCCGAACAUUCCUGGACAGGUUUAAGGACUUGGACAUUGUGGGCAAUAUCCUCAUCCUAGGCGCUUUCAUCAUGCUCUUCCUGGCGCUUGAACAUACGGCUCGAGGCUUUUCCUGGAACCACCCACUCAUCAUUUGGCUUUUAGCCGGUUGUGGUAUUACUGCCAUCAUAUUCAUCGUUUGGCAAUGGGCUAAAGGGGAUGCGGCGUUGAUUCCCCCUCGCAUCAUCAAGCAGCGUACGGUGGCGGCAUCAUGCGGCACGGCCUUCAUGAUAUACGCGAUCCUGAUCAACAUGACCUUCUUCCUCCCGAUCUGGUUCCAGGCCAUCAAAAAUGAGACUGCCAUGCGCUCAGGCGUGCAUAUGGUCCCGUUCUUUGUAGCCCAGUCGGUUUUUUCACUGAUUGCAGGAGGCAUCGUGUCCAAAACUGGUUAUGCAACCCCUCCAGCGGUAAUCGGUUCCGCUAUUGGCACCGUUGGCCUCGGAUUACUGACCCUGUUGAAGCCCGACACAACAACAGCCCAAUGGGUAGGCUAUGAAAUUCUAACGAGCGCUGGCUUUGGCAUGUCGAUUCAGCAAUGCUUCACAGCGAUACAGACGGUACUUAGCGAAGAGGACGUGGCGUUGGGAACUGCGGCCGUAUCCGCUGCUCAAUCGCUUGGAGGCGCUAUCUUCGUGUCGGUGGGGAACAGUGUCUUUCAGCACCAGCUGCUCAAGGCAUCCGACGCCAGCUUGCUCCCGGGAAUCGACAUCAAGCAGGUGAUCGAGGCGGGUGCGACGGCGUUCCGCGACCUGAUACCGGCGGAGCAACUGCCCGCCAUGAUUCAGGUUUACAACAAGGCGAUCCAGACGGUGCUCAUCGUCCCCAUUCCGCUAGGAGUGCUCGCAACUCUUAUUGCGUGCUUCAUCGAGUUCAGAUCGGUGAAGAAACCCAUAAAGAUCAACGAGGAGUCAGGCACUGGCAGCACUGAACUUUUCGACCAGAGGUGAGGUACAAGCAAAUGAAGUCGGGAGGAGGAAAAGCAAAAGGGGCCCAGGUCCAGAAGUAAGGGAUAUUGUGACGUGGUUCAUCUGCAGAAUUUCGGAGGAAUAGUUAGGCUCAAAGGAGCAUCAUAU